CGACCAGCUGCGCUAGGAGAACCUUUGGACUGUGUUUAUUUUCUCCACACAUCUGGAACAGAGCAUUCCUGUGGGUAGAUUUUACACCUACUUUAUCACAGGAACAGGCACCUUGUUUGAAAUGUGGUGGACAUUCCUUUGCGUUCUUGUGGCAUUGAUUGAUGCUGUGCACGCCUGCCCUCCAGAAUGUACAUGUUUCGGCGAUGUACCCACAGUACAAUGCAACAUCCCGACUCUGGACCAUAUUCCUAAAGGCAUCCCGAGUAACACUACUCUCCUGCAGAUGAAAGGUACGGAACUCCGUGUGGUACGGAAAGGCGAUCUGGCCGGUCUCCCGCUACUGAAAACCUUGUAUCUCUUCAACAACAAACUACAAACCAUCGAGGUCGGCGCCUUUGACGAUGUUCCAGCGAUUGUGGACAUCGAGAUCGGCAGCAACCAAAUAUCCGACCUCCCCCCGGGUGUCUUCAGGGGCUGUGGGCAGCUACAGAGUGUGGUUGCAGAUAGAAAUAAGCUGACUAAAAUACAGAAGGGAGUUUUUAAUGACUUGGCAAGCUUACAGGCGGUAAGGCUCGGCAACAACGAGAUCGAGACCAUAGAAGUGGGAGCUUUCUCCAACCUGUCCAACUCUAUCGUCUUCAGCUUGGAAAACAAUCGCAUCCGGGACAUCAGGAAAGGCGUGUUCGAUGCUCCACAAGGAGCGACACAAAUCCAGUUACAGAACAACAACAUUUCUGUCAUUGAGCCCGGAGCACUUUCGGCUUUCAGUAAGAUUUACAUGCUCCUGCUCGAUAACAACGUUCUGUCUACCAUUACAGGCGCUCUGAAGGGUCUGGAUAAUGCGGAAAUUAUAAGCAUAAAUAACAAUAAGAUAGUGGUACUGGCCGAAAACACGUUCGAAGGACUUCACAAGCUCAGUGGGUUGGACCUCUCUAACAACCAAAUUCGCGCCAUUACAGGACAGGUGUUUGUUAACCUUUCAAAUUUGCAGACACUUAACCUGCACAGCAACAAGCUUGUGCGCAUGGACUCGCCGCUACCGAAGGGAAUAGGGCAAGUCAUGCUGUCCUCUAACCUACUUUCCCAAGUACCGCCGCUACCAGGUUCACUUGGUACGCUAGAUCUGUCCUACAACCCACUGGAGUCCCUCGUACAGGGCCAGUUCUCCCAUAUCCCCAGCAUCACUACCCUCGGUCUCUCUGGUAUAAAGUAUUUCAUAGAGAAAGGCACCAUUGACGCGGGCGUGUUCGCCGGACUCGGCAGGUUGGGGACUUUGAACCUCGCCGAUAACAGGCUCACUCGGGUUCCUUCGGAAGCGCUCGGGAAAAUCAACCAGUUAGACACGCUAAAUCUGGCUGGGAACGAGAUCACAACUCUCCAUCCCAGUGACUUCGUCAACCAGACGAUUAUUCAAACGCUAAACCUUAAUGGCAACAAUCUGACGUCAGUGCCAGAGUCUGUAUUCGACAAGCUAACCCGGCUGGAAGAAGUGGACUUGUCCUACAACCCUAUCGUAUAUGUGGGCCCGGGAGCCUUCAAGGGCGGAGUGCUGUUCAGUGUGCAUCUGGAUCACACCAAGCUUCGUAUCAUAGACGGCGCUGCCUUCAACGAAUCCGUUGAGGUGAAGUGGCUGCAGCUGAACAACAACUAUCUACAGUUCCUGCCGGGAGGAGUCUUCAAACCUCUGACUUUCUACGGAGAUUUGAUGGAGUUUGAAGACAUGAGUGACAACCCUUGGAAGUGUGACUGUCAGAUGUAUGAGUACGCGCAAUAUGCAAGAUCACCUGCGGCCGAACAUCUUAGUACACUUGAAUGCGCCAGCCCAGGGAACUUGACAAAACAGGUCCUGCGGAAGGUACCUUUGAACACUCUCAAAUGCGACUGUCCGCACUACGCAGUACCAACCAUAGACACCAAAGGGAGCUCCACAGUGGUCCGUGUGGGACAAGGGGCAGUACUCAAUUGUCAGGUCACGGCCUGCCCUGAAGCAGCGGUCAUCUGGACUACCCCUACCGGCGUGAGUCUGACCUCUGACUCCCAACAUCCGGGUCUCCACGUUCUGUCAGACGGAAGUCUAGUCGUCGUGUCAGCGUCAUCAGACGACUCGGGCACCUACAGCUGCAUGGCGGUCAACUACCUCGGGAAGGCCACGGCAACGGUCCGUCUCAGGGUCACAGACGGGCCUCAUGAUCAUGACACUACCGACAGGUAG
Messenger RNA from Branchiostoma belcheri (Belcher's lancelet), 2212 nucleotides. Its product is annotated as leucine-rich repeat-containing protein 15-like. The coding region runs from base 122 to 2212 and encodes 696 amino acids. Gene Ontology annotation, molecular function: protein binding. Lineage: Eukaryota; Metazoa; Chordata; Leptocardii; Amphioxiformes; Branchiostomatidae. The record is from RefSeq and is a predicted model, not a curated record. The transcript has 8 exons.